UACUUGUCGGUAGUUGUAGCCGUUUUCUUAUGCAUCUAACGGGACAGGUUAGCUUUCUGUUACUGUUACCGGUAGUAUGCAGAAUAUGCUGACAAUUAUCUCAAACGUGUUUAGAGGAACCGCCAGCAAAAAUGCUACCCAAACAGUGUCAGAGGGCGCCAGAGCGGUGGUGUCAACGCGCUCCUAUGCUGACUUUACACCGCAGGCUACCUUUGACAUAAAGAAAUGUGAGCUGCACCGCCUGGACGAGGGGCCCCCGCUGAAGGCGGAUCUGACCCGAGAGCAGGGCUUGCAGUACUACCGCACCAUGCAGACCAUGCGCCGCUUCGAACUGAAGGCAGACCAGCUCUACAAGCAGAAGAUCAUCCGAGGCUUCUGCCACCUGUACGAUGGACAGGAAGCCUGUGCAGUUGGUAUUGAGAAUGGCGUCACAGCAAGCGACCACCUGAUCACGGCCUACCGAGCCCAUGGGUACUGUUACACCAGGGGAAUAGCAGUCAAGAACAUCUUGGCAGAGCUCACAGGCCGUAGGAGUGGUGUAGCCAAAGGCAAGGGAGGCUCCAUGCACAUGUAUGCAAAAAACUUCUACGGAGGCAAUGGGAUUGUUGGAGCGCAGGUUCCACUUGGGGCCGGGGUGGCCUUAGCAUGCCAGUACCAGGGCAACAACCAGGUGUGCGUCACACUCUAUGGAGACGGAGCCGCAAACCAGGGUCAGGUCUUUGAGUCAUACAACAUGGCUGCUCUGUGGAAGCUGCCCUGCAUCUUCGUAUGUGAAAAUAAUCAAUAUGGCAUGGGUACAUCUGCGGAACGUGCGUCAGCCAGCACAGAGUACUACAAGAGAGGUGACUACAUCCCCGGCAUCAGGGUGGAUGGCAUGGAUGUGCUAUGUGUGAGAGAGGCAACAAAGUUUGCAGCAGACCACUGCAGAUCUGGAAAGGGUCCAAUUCUAAUGGAACUCCAGACCUAUCGUUACCAUGGACACAGUAUGAGUGACCCAGGGGUCAGUUACCGCACACGUGACGAGAUCCAGGAGGUUCGCAGUAAGAGUGAUCCCAUCUCCCUGCUGAAGGAUCGCCUGAUCAGUAACAACAUGGCCAGUGUGGAGGAGCUCAAGGUGAUUGACGUGGAGAUACGCAAGGAGAUUGAGGACGCGUCCCAGUUUGCCACCUCCGAUCCUGAGCCUCCACUGGACGAGCUCUGCAACCACAUCUUCUACAACGAGGGCCCCCUGGAGGUGCGCGGCACCAAUCCAUGGAUGAAACUCACGUCCCGCAGCUAAGGGCAUCAGUGCACCGCUGUCAGCCACCAUGUUACCUGUCUUUAAUUUGACACCUCAGACCCCAUGGUACAACCUUUUGACCAGAAACAUGGGGCCCUACCCAACCCCACCCAAUUCCCUUUACAAACGCACAAAAAUCUUAGUAAAGAUGAUUACUGUGAAAGUAUGACCAACGUAGAAGGUGACCUACAUCCCAGUUUACCCCAUUCAUGUAUUGUAUAUGUGGAAAUAUGUAUGUCUGUGGCACUGUAAUGAUUCCUCAAGAUGUAUUGGAUAUGUUUGCUGUCUGUCCGUCUGAUGGUAUCGUAGCUUUCAGCACCUAUUGCACUUUUUUUAGAGUUAGAGAUAAGCUAGAGGAAGGGCUACUUGAAUGCUGACUGUGUUUCUAAACCCUAUUUUCUAAUGGCGUUACCCUACCAGUGCACUGUAAUUGAGUUGAGCUGUGCCAAGCUGAGCCAAGAUUUUUUUUCUCCCACAUGCUUUUGUGAGCCAGCAAACCCUUGUUGUGCUGUGAAUUUCAGAGCGGGCCUGAAGUGUUCCUAGGCUGUGGUGAUUCCAUUUAAAUUAUCCUUUAUUGACAUGUUUGUCAGGCAACGGUUUCAUUGAAUAGAGAGGUUGCCAAACUGAAUUCAUCAAAGCCCCAGUAAAUGUAUUACACUGAAAAGAGAUUUAUUUUGAGGGUGGAAGAAAGGAAUUGUAGAAAUCGGCUGGAUUCCACAGUGAACUGGCAAGUCAUAGAGAUACUCGCUGCAGUUUGGUCAGACAACCAAAUUCAGUGUAGACUCUUCUAGGGACCCGGAGUACAGAAUAAGAGGGGCUGUCAAAUUAACGUGUAACAAUACCUGAAUAAUGUGAACUGCAACACACUACAGGGACAAGAAUACAACUUUAAAAUGGGAACUACUGAGCAUAAAAGGGAGUAUUUGACACUUGUAACCUAUUGUGGAGGUAAACCCUCCCUUCCUGGUGUAUGGAAAUACAACAUGAACUGUGCUGUGCUGUUCUGAUCUUGGCUCUCCUCAACACGCUUACAAGCUUUUAUGGAAAAUGUCUUAAAUUGCUGACAUUGAGAAUUUGCACAUAAUAGAAAAAAAAACACCUGCAAUAAUAUAUAAUACUAAUAAUCCCAUUCUACACCACAUUCCUUGAGGUAAAUACUCUGCCAGCAUUGUUAUCUUACAGGUCAAAUUACAUUUUUUCACAUCAUGCUUUCCCAAGGACCAUGUCAAAUAAAGACAAAUAAACCUGA
Messenger RNA from Clupea harengus (Atlantic herring), 2528 nucleotides. It is a transcript of the gene pdha1b, whose product is annotated as pyruvate dehydrogenase E1 subunit alpha 1b. NCBI's taxonomy places the organism in Eukaryota, Metazoa, Chordata, Actinopteri, Clupeiformes, Clupeidae. Gene Ontology annotation, biological process: pyruvate decarboxylation to acetyl-CoA. The record is from RefSeq and is a predicted model, not a curated record. Gene Ontology annotation, cellular component: intracellular membrane-bounded organelle. Gene Ontology annotation, molecular function: pyruvate dehydrogenase (acetyl-transferring) activity.